AUGAAUGAUGCAGGCAGGCCUAAGGUCCAAGUGGAGUACAAAGGGGAGACCAAAAGUUUCUAUCCAGAAGAAGUAUCUUCUAUGGUCUUGACCAAGAUGAAAGAAAUUGCUGAAGCUUACCUUGGGAAGAAUGUUACAAAUGUUGUGGUCACAGUACCAGCCUAUUUCAACGAUUCCCAAUGUCAGGCCACCAAAGAUGUUGGAACCAUCGCUGGUCUCAGUGUGCUCCAAAUCAUCAAUGAGCCCACUGAUGCUGCUAUUGCUUAUGGCUUGGACAAAACGGUUGGUACCAAGAGAAAUGUGUUGAUCUUUGACCUUGGAGGUGGUACUUUAGAUGUCUCCCUUCAUAUCAUUGAAGAUGGCAUCUUUGAGGUCAAUGCCACAUCUGGGGACAUCCACUUAGGUGGGGAGGACUUUGACAAACAAAUGGUCAACCAUUUCAUUGCCAAGUUCAAGAAAAAACACAAGAAAGACAUCAGUGAGAACAAGAGGGCCAUUCGCCGUCUUCACACCACUUGUGAACGUGCAAAGUGUACCCUCUCUUCCAGUACCCAGGGUAGUAUUGAGAUUGAUGCCCUCUAUGAAGACUUCAAUGGCAAGGAGCUCAACAAGAGUAUCAAUCCUGAUGAGGCUGUUGCUUACAGUGGAGCUGUCCAGUCUCCCAUUCUGUCUGGAGAUAAAUCUAAGAAUGUGCAGGACUUGCUGCUGUUGGAUGUCACUCUUCUUUCCUUUGGCAUCGAAACUGCCGUUCUGAUGAAACAUAGUACAGCCAUCCCCACCAAGCAGACACAGACCCUUACCACCUGUUCAGACACCCAGUCUGGUGUGCUUAUUCAGGUUUUUGAAGAUGAGAGAGCAAUGACAAAGGGUAACAACCUGCUUGGCAAAUUUGAGCUCACAGGAAUCCCCCCAGCACCCAGGGCCAUUCCUCACAUUGAAGUAACAUUUGACUUUGAUUCAAAUGGCAUCCUCAAUGUUUCUGCUGUGGAUAAGAACACAGGCAAGGAGAACAAGAUCACCAUCACCAAUGACAAAGGACAUCUGAGCAAAGAAGACCUUGAGCACAUAGUCCAGGAGGCUGAGGAUGAGAAGCAGAGAGACAAGAUGUCUUCCAAGAACUCUCUUGAAUCUUACCCUUUCUACAUGAAGGCUACCGUAGAGGAUGAAAAACUGCAAGGCAAAAUUGGUGAUGAAAAGAAACAGAAUAUUCUUGACAAAUAUAAGGAACCCAAGUCCCAGAACAACUGA
This is a messenger RNA of Trichosurus vulpecula (common brushtail), 1248 nucleotides long. Its product is annotated as heat shock cognate 71 kDa protein-like. Gene Ontology annotation, biological process: protein refolding; cellular response to unfolded protein; vesicle-mediated transport. The record is from RefSeq and is a predicted model, not a curated record. Bases 1 to 1248 code for a protein of 415 amino acids. NCBI's taxonomy places the organism in Eukaryota, Metazoa, Chordata, Mammalia, Diprotodontia, Phalangeridae. Gene Ontology annotation, molecular function: ATP hydrolysis activity; ATP binding; ATP-dependent protein folding chaperone. The transcript is spliced from 3 exons. Gene Ontology annotation, cellular component: nucleus; cytosol; plasma membrane.